AUGGACCCAGUCACCGGCUCCUCGUCCGGGCUCGGCCUGGAUAUCACUCGCCACGUCCUCUCAAAGGGAGAUAUCGCGGUUGCGACGCUCCGCAAGCCAGAAGUAUUGGACGAACUCAUCGCGGAGUAUCCGAAGGAGCGUCUCCUGGUCCUCAAGGUCGACGUCACCGUCCAUCAAGAUAUCCUCGACGCUUUCAAGAAGACGAAGGAAGUGUUCGGCCGGAUUGAUGUUGUCGUCAGCAAUGCCGGUACAGGCCUCCUAAGUGAGGUCGAGGGCACUCCAGACGACGUCGCCCGGGCGCUGUUCGAUGUCAACUUCUGGGGAUCUGUGCAUGUUUUGCAGGAGGCGGUGCGCUUCUUGCGGGACGAGAAUGCGCCCGGGAAGGGUGGACGGGUAUUUCAAAUCACGUCUGGGAUGGAGCUUGUUGGUUUCCCUGGUUGUGGGUUCUACUCAGCGACGAAGCACGCGAUCAGUGGUCUUGCGCAGUCGUUGGCUAAGGAGGUGGACCCUGCGUGGAACAUCAAGUUGACCAUUAUCGCGCUCGGCGCGUUCGGUACAAAUGCAGUCAACGCCAUGGACAAGCUUCCAGUUCACCCAGCGUAUGAUAACCCUGACCUAGCUGUCGCAAAGUGGCGCAAAGCCGUGAUACGGAGCCAAAGCGGGGAUUUUGAUCCAGCGCUGACAAUCAAAGGGGACGCUGCGAAAGCAGCGGGAGCCAUCUACCGCCUGAGUGAGGAGGCCGCACCACCUCUGCGUAUCCCGCUCGGAUGCGUCGAUUUGGCCCGCGGCGCAACGAAAGAUCUCUCAGACGAGGUCGAGAAGUGGGCUUCCUGUUCUGUGGGCCUAGACAAGGACGAGUACCAGAACUAG
Molecule: messenger RNA, 870 nt
Organism: Dichomitus squalens LYAD-421 SS1
Lineage: Eukaryota; Fungi; Basidiomycota; Agaricomycetes; Polyporales; Polyporaceae
Product: NAD(P)-binding protein
Exons: 3
Coding region: 1-870 (289 amino acids)
Molecular function (GO): oxidoreductase activity
Source: RefSeq, a predicted model, not a curated record